UAACUUGAGCAAAUUAAAUAUAAGUUAUCACCACGAUAAUUCACAAGUACAAAAGAUUGUGAUGCAUGUAUUUAAAGGAUUUACAAACUGAAAAAAUAAUGUCAAAGGGAAGAUCACUUGUUUAAUAUGGAUGCGCCCAUUGUGAAUGAGUGAACUCGAAGUUGUAAAUAAUCAAAUAUGGUAAAAACUGAAAAGGCGAAUUCCAUAUCAAUACUUCCUGUACAUCGUCAUGUUAGUAUCAUGCCUACAAAUUCUCUUGUAUUGCAGUGCUAAUUCGUAAAUUUACACUGGCGCCCAAAAAACUAGAUUUUUGAGUGUCGUCUGUCGAUCAGGACAGUACGGCUGAUCGACGGUAGGACCUAUUACUAUUAGUAUUACUAUUAGUAGGUAUUACGCCAGUACGGUACCUGAAGUAAGAUACUUCCCGACUAAAUAUUGGAGAUGACUUGCAACGAACUUCAAAUGGAAGAGCUGGAAGUGCUCGAUUCUAUUUAUGAGGGUGACGACAACUUCAAGAAGGUCAACGAGAAAACGUUCCAGUACAAGUAUAUUCAUCCCGAAAAGGAGAGUCGAAGCUUUCUUGUAGAGAUUAUUUGGGGAGAAACAUAUCCGGAAGAGAAGCCAAAAGUCUCUAUGGGUGCCUUCUUCAACAAACAUAUUAGUGAUCAGGUAAAGACUACUGUGGUGACCAAGGUCGAAGAGUAUGCAGAGGAGUGGAUUGGCUCUGCUAUGACGUACACACUACUCGAAUUUGUGAAAGAGAACAGUGAGGAACUGAUGGCAGACCAACCAGAUGAACUAGUCCCGCUCAUGGCCGAGGUCACGAUAAAGGGAGACAAUGACAUACUGGAGAAGAAAAUUAAGGAAAAGAAAGAGCAACUGUCAAAAUCUGCAAAGAGAAAGUUGGCCGACAGGACCGACCACAAGGGUGAGGUGGCACGAGGAAUGGAUUGGGUGGACAUAGUCAAGCAUCUAUCUCAAAUCGGCGGCAGCAACCAUGCCAACUCUUGAUCUAUCACCCAUCCUAGAAGACUAGUGCACAACCGUCCUCUUACCUUCCACCGUUAGGCCAAGUAUCUUUGCUUAUGAUGGUAACCUAGUUUUACAAGCAGCAUGUCCGAGCGUAGCGCUAUGGGGCCACUGUUAAUUUACUUCACUAACCUGUCCCGUCAUGUCUCUGGUGGAUCAGUAUGUGACAUAUCUCUAUCUCUUCUAUCUCUUGUAUCUCUUCUAUUCUAUGUGCCUAUCUCUUCACAUGCACUAAAAAUUAUUAUUUUAAACAUAGUUGGCCUGAUUUUGACGAAUCGGCUAGAUUACAGAAAGGAAGGGUUUUCAUCGUGGUUUUAGGCGAUGAUGUAUCCUGCUCAUGGUGCACGUCAUUGCAGACGUUUCUGAUGCAGAUUGGAGUACAUAUGCAUCCUUGUAGUGAAACGUUUUUGAGAUUAUGAAUUCUAAUAAUAUUCUAGAUAUUGAAUAUUAUUAAUAAUUUCUAUAAACUUUAUUGACAAUCAACAUAUUAGAAGCCCCUGCAAUAUGUACCAUUAAAAACUGGUAUAGAGAAACGAUUAUGUGCAAAGUUUGUUAAGUAUUUGCUUUCAGCAUUAGUAAUAAACUGUAAAUUAUGCACUUUUU
Molecule: messenger RNA, 1632 nt
Organism: Priapulus caudatus
Lineage: Eukaryota; Metazoa; Priapulida; Priapulimorpha; Priapulimorphida; Priapulidae
Product: RWD domain-containing protein 4-like
Exons: 5
Coding region: 442-1011 (189 amino acids)
Molecular function (GO): protein binding
Source: RefSeq, a predicted model, not a curated record